Molecule: messenger RNA, 2346 nt
Organism: Phascolarctos cinereus (koala)
Lineage: Eukaryota; Metazoa; Chordata; Mammalia; Diprotodontia; Phascolarctidae
Gene: PUS7
Product: pseudouridine synthase 7
Biological process (GO): pseudouridine synthesis
Cellular component (GO): nucleus
Molecular function (GO): pseudouridine synthase activity; RNA binding
Source: RefSeq, a predicted model, not a curated record
AGGAAGGGCUGCGGCCGCCCACGGCGCCGGGCCUCUGUCCGCGAGCCCUCCCUCGGGCCCAAGCCCCUGCCCUGCGCACGCUGAUUAUCUUAGAUGCUGUCUUGGGACCUUAAAAAUGGAGACAGUGGAAGUGACUGGAGUAUCUAUGAAACGUUCUCUUUCCAUUGACGAAAAUGAUGACCUGGUUCAAGCUGAUGAAGCUAAAAGACAAAAGGUCUCAGAAUGCUGUUUGGCUAAAGAUCAAGAGACUUUGGGUGAUGGUUGUGCCCUGAGCAAUGAGACUGUAACCAGACAGUCAGAAACCACCACUGCCAGAUAUGGUAGAAACAACAUUGAGGCCCAGAUUGAAGAAGAAGAGGAAGAGGAAGAUGGACUUUUGGAAGAGGAAGAGGAGGAGGAGGAGGAGGAGGAGGAUGGAGAGAGCUUUGCUGAUAUGAUGAAGCAUGGACUCACCGAGGUUGAUGUUGGCAUCACAAAGUUUGUGAGUUCUCAUCAAGGCUUCUCGGGAAUCUUAAAGGAGAGAUACUCUGACUUCAUUGUUCAUGAAAUAGGGAAAGAUGGCCGUGUGAGCCAUUUGGAUGACUUCUCUGUGCCCGUGGAUGAUGAGGAUCCUUCUGACAAUAUAUUUACAGUUUUGACAGAAGAAAAUAAGCAGCGUUUAGAAGAACUUCAGCUUUUCAAGAAUAAAGAAACUAGUGUAGCCCUUGAGGUUUUUGAAGACACCAAAGAGAAAAGAACUAUUAUCCAUCAAGCAGUGAAAUCUUUAUUUCCUGGAUUAGAGACAAAAACAGAGGAAAGAGAUGGGAAAAAAUAUAUCGUGGCUUACCAUGCAGCUGGGAAAAAGGCAAGUAAGUGAGUCAGAACUGCUGCAGAUCCAAGAAAACAUUCUUGGCCAAAAUCUAGGGGAAGUUACUGCCACUUUGUAUUAUACAAGGAAAAUAAGGACACCAUGGAUGCUAUUAAUGUACUUUCCAAAUUUUUAAGAGUUAAACCAAACAUAUUUUCCUAUAUGGGAACCAAAGACAAAAGGGCUAUAACUGUUCAAGAGAUUGCUGUUCUUAAAAUAACUGCACAAAGACUUGCCCAUUUGAACAAGUGCUUAAUGAACUUCAAGCUGGGCAACUUCAGCUAUCAGAAAAACCCUUUGAAGUUGGGAGAACUCCAAGGAAAUCAGUUCACUGUUGUCCUCAGAAAUAUAACAGGUACUGACCAUCAAGUACAGCAAGCAAUGAACUCUCUCAAGGAAAUUGGAUUCAUUAACUACUAUGGGAUGCAGCGUUUUGGGACUACAGCUGUCCCCACAUAUCAGGUUGGAAGAGCCAUCUUACAAAACUGCUGGGAUGAAGUUGUAGAUUUAAUAUUGAAACCUCGUCCUGGAGCCGAAAAGGUGUACUUGGUCAAAUGUCGAGAAGAGUGGGCCAAGACCAAAGAUCCUGAUGCUGCCCUCAAAAAACUACCUGUCAAAAGGUGUGUGGAAGGGCAGCUGCUUCGAGGACUUUCAAAAUAUGGACUGAAGAAUAUUGUGUCUGCAUUUGGCAUAAUACCAAGAAAUAACCGCUUGAUGUAUAUUCAUAGUUAUCAGAGUUAUGUGUGGAAUAACAUGGUGAGCAAGAGAAUUGAAGAGUAUGGACUGAAGCCUGUUCCAGGGGAUCUCAUACUUAAAGGAGCUACAGCCACAUAUAUUGAGGAAGCAGACAUUAAUUCCUACUCCAUUCACGAUGUGGUGAUGCCUUUACCUGGUUUUGAUGUUCUCUACCCUAAGCAUAAAAUUAGUGAGACUUAUAAGGAAAUGCUAGCUGCCGACCAUCUAAAGAUUGACAACAUGAAACAUAAAAUCCGAGAUUAUUCCUUAUCAGGUGCCUACCGAAAGAUCAUUAUUCGCCCUCAGAAUGUCAGCUGGGAGGUUGUUUCCUACGAUGAUCCUAGAAUUCCACUUUUCAACACAGAUUUGGACAACCUAGAAGGAAAACCACCACCUGUGUUUGCUGCUGAAGGCAAAUACAGGGCCCUGAAGAUGGAUUUCUCCCUGCCUCCUUCAACAUAUGCAACAAUGGCUAUUCGAGAAGUACUAAAAAUGGAUACAAGUAUCAAGAAGCAGACACAGCUGAAUACUACUUGGCUCCGCUGACGUGAUCUGUGAAGAUCCUAAUAGGGGGGAAAUAGCAGCACCUGGGCUCCCUGUUCUUUGUCUUCUUAGUACAAGCCCCAUGUGGGUUUUGAUAAUUUGUAGCAAAAUACUAUUUGUAUUUUUUUCAAGUUUUUAUUAGCUUAAGUCAAUAGUUCGCAAUGUUUGUUGUACAAAUGUACACAUUCUGGAGAUCCUAACUAAAGUUCCAAAAAAAAAAA